Molecule: messenger RNA, 824 nt
Organism: Cololabis saira (Pacific saury)
Lineage: Eukaryota; Metazoa; Chordata; Actinopteri; Beloniformes; Belonidae
Gene: emp3a
Product: epithelial membrane protein 3a (MAM blood group)
Exons: 5
Coding region: 170-667 (165 amino acids)
Cellular component (GO): plasma membrane
Source: RefSeq, a predicted model, not a curated record
UUUACUUAAAGUUUCAAACCUAAGACACAAGAAAACAUAACGAAGGAAAAAGCAGAAACAGAGGAAAAGCACAAUUAAGGAAAAAUAAGUCUGAGGAUCACCAGGAUCACAGGAGUUAGAUUCCAGAGGGUUCAAACGGGGAGGUUUUCCUACGUCACUCCAAACAGCUAUGAUGUUUCUGCUCUUAUCCAUCGUCGUGCUGCAUUUGGUCAGCUUGGCCAUGCUCUUCAUAGCCACUCUGGAGAAGUCGUGGUGGGUAUGGACAGAUUCAGAAAUCACAGACCUCUGGUAUAACUGCCUCCACGAUAAUGACACAGAAACUUGGAUGUGUGCUGCUACCACAGAAAGCGACUGGCUGCAGUCUGUCCAGGCCCUUAUGGUCCUCUCUGUGGUCUUCUCCUCCAUCUCAUUCCUGGUUUUUCUAGCUCAGCUGUUCACCUUAAACAGAGGGAGCAUCUUCUACUUCACAGGCCUCUGCCAGGCCUUUGCAGGUUUCACAGACUUUGCCGCUUGCCUAAUCUUCACCUUCCACAAAAAUGAGAUCUUAGGUGACUCCAGAGAUCAGAGCAAAGGGCGCUUCGGCUACUGUUUCAUCCUGGCCUGGCUGUGUGUCCCUCUCCUCCUCAUUAGUGGAGUCCUUUAUGUCCAUCUGCGCAAGAAGCAAUGAGCCAAUAAUUAAAAAGGAAAGGGACAUAACAUCAUCUUCAUUGCAUCUCCGUCCAACAUUGCUGUGAAGCUACAGUCAGAGACGGUUUAUGUUUUUGUACCACAUGAAGGAUUAUUGAAAAAAAAAAUCAAUAAUAAAAGGCAUGGCUUCUGUUUAA